UAUCUUCCCAGACAGGAACCUGACCCGCUGGACGAUGGCGUUACCCUGGCUGCUGCUGCUGGAGUUGGCUCUGUACAUCAGCUGUUUCGUCUGUGGGAUUGUUACCGCCGCAGCCAUCACCAUCGUCCAGGGUAACUUCGGAGGCCGCUGCAUGCUGUAUGGAGUCGUCAAAUACAACGACACGGCCGACCUGAUUGGAAUCCAGUCGGCCAGCUCCUCGUCCCUGUGCUACUUUGUGUCGGCCGUCUCGGUCACGGUGGCGGUGGUGUGUUUCUCCCUGUCUCUGUACGGCCUCUACAUGUACUGCGUCGACGGGGAAGUCUCAAGGCAGCGCACGUGGAUGAGCGUCAUCAUGGCGCUGAGCGCCGUCUUCCUGUUCUUCCUGCUCAUCACGGGCUGCGUGGCGAAGAUCGGACGGGACUCGCUCUGCAACUCGGUCAUCAAGAGCGUUCCCAACGUCACCAGCUGUGAAGAGGCCCAGACCAGAAAGUGGGUCAGGCCACUUGAAGGGGCGAGGUUCUACAACAGUCUGGUCAAAGCCGAGACGGCGGUGUGGGUCAACUUCUUCCUCUGGCUCAUCAUCGGAGCGCUGGUGGUCUUCCAGAGGCGUCGCGGUUCAGGGUCUAAGAAUAUCGCCGGAGGGUCCGGCGGGCCGGCCGGAGGGCUUUUCGCCGACGCCGGGGUAACGGCUGCAGAGACGGAGCCAUUUUUUAACCGCUCCUAAAGGCCACGGUGAAGGGGGCGGGGCUUAGUUUGCUUUUUGGAUGUUUGCGGCCCUUAAGUUCAAUAGAACCGCUGUGGCUCGACGAGGACGGGAUUCGAACCCACGCGUGCGUUGCUGCCUGACCACAUGAUCCCAAGCGUGGCCUGCCGAUGUGUACAUUCACAUCCCAUGUCUGACCUCUGGAUCACAGUCGUUCAAUACGUAUUUCUGUUUACACCACAAGACAUAGGAGUGUUUUUUGCAGGCUUUUUAAUUGGAAUAAAUGUGCUCCGAUUUUGUAUUUUUGAUGCGACUGGCAGAUGUGUGCUUUGUAAACAGACAACGUUUAUAAAUGGUCCUUAAAAGCUUCUUUUUUAUUUUGUACUUUUGUGUUUCUCCGAUGUGCCCAGCAGUUUGACUUCUGUAUCUUUUAUUUUAUAUUUAUAAUGAAUGGUUUCAUUGGACAUCGAGUCAUUUCUCUUCUUUUCAUCUCAGAGUGUUUGUCAUGUGAUCUCAGAUGGUUCAGUCCAACUAUGUGAACAAAAGAAACGCCGCACAGAGAAACAACAACAUCUUACAAUAAUAAUAAUUUGAGGGUUUUUUUCACUUUUGAGUGUGACGUUCUGAACACUCUCGGCCUCACCGUUACAGCCGAUGUCUACUUUGAGUUUCUCAUCAAAAACUUCCAUCAGAUUCUGUGUUUAGGGUUCAAAUACUGAUUGGACACUUGGUUUGCGGUGAUGCUUCCUCACUUUAUUGCUCUACUAUAUCAACCAAAUAAACCAGCGUUUGCUUUCUGUUAAAGCA
Messenger RNA from Pseudoliparis swirei, 1510 nucleotides. It is a transcript of the gene tmem179ba, whose product is annotated as transmembrane protein 179Ba. Lineage: Eukaryota; Metazoa; Chordata; Actinopteri; Perciformes; Liparidae. The coding region runs from base 35 to 724 and encodes 229 amino acids. The record is from RefSeq and is a predicted model, not a curated record. The transcript is spliced from 5 exons.